GCCCGCUCCGUGCCCGCUCCGUGCCCGCUCUGUGCCCGCUCCGUGCCCGCUCCGUGCCCGUCCUGCGGAGCAGCCGCUCACGAUGCGCCGGCCCCGACGGCGCUGGCUGCCUGUGCUGCUGCUGGUCACGGCCACCCUGGGAUGGAUCUCUGAGUUUGCUGGAGCUCAAAUUCUGCCUGCAUGUGGGAAUUCAGGGGAAAAUCCCAGCCUGCAUCAGCCCCGUGUCCUUGGAGCGGAUGACAUCAGGCACCUGCCCGGCACCGCUUUUAUCCCGGUUCUUUUGCUGCCGUCAGGGGCUGCGGGAUGUGUUUCAUCCUCUUUCGUCUCAGGAGUUCAGCCAGGUCUCUCCUUGGCUGCAGGGUCCAACUCCUUUUGGGAUCACCUCAGGAGAAAAACAAAUUGGGGAUGGAAGCAGGGGAAGUUCAAAGCUUGAUGCUUUCCCGAGCUUUUUCUCCAGGCUUGAUCCCCCAAGAAGGAAGAGCUGAUGAAGGAUUCCUGUGCCUCUAAUUCUUCUGCCUCCAGGCUUUCUCGAGUUGUUUACUGCGGGUGAAAACUCCUCAAUUUCGCUGUGCUGGAUUCUCCAACUGAUAGUUUGGUCAGGGAUGGCAGCAGGGUGCUGCGGGCUGAUAACCUUAUCGUGCACGUGUUGCUGUUCUCUGUAAAGAAAUGAAAUCCUGUGGCUGAGGGGCCCUCCCAAACUGCAGAAAACAUUGUGGUGUCGCUGUGAUCACCCUCACAGCGUGGCGGAGUUCAGGUGGAGAAGAAACAGGGAUUAUUUUUUCCCCGGUGGAAGUGGGACAAAUUGUCCCAUCACUCCCAGGACUUCCAAGACCAGAGUGGGUGAAGCUGUUGUGGCUGGAGCUCCUCAAAUGGAUAAAAAAUUUUACAAACUUGUAAAUGUUCCUGGCUGGAGAAAAGAGGAGCAGAGGCAGAUUCUGAGAGAUGUAGAGCCAGAAGACGUUGGAGGAACAUGGAUUUGAUCCCUCUGAGUCAGGGUCUGGUUCCUGGGCUGGCCAGGGCUCGGGGGCCCUGUGGCCUGGUCCUGGUGGCCACUUUGGGAGCCAAUGCUGUCAUCCUGAGGAGGAGGGACAGCUUGGAUUCCUUGGAUCUAGGCUGGGGAGGGGAAGAUCAUUACUACAGGAACAGUGAUGGUCUCUACUGCCAGAAGUGCCCUGAAGGCACCUACAUUGCAGAGGAGUGUAAGGAGCAGAAGGGCUCUGGCAGGUGUGAGCCCUGCAGACCUGGGGAAUACAUGGAAUAUCCAAACGCCUUCCGGUGGUGCCGGGACUGCUCGGUGUGCAGGGAAGAUCAGGUGAAGCUGAGUCCCUGCCAGCCCGUCAGGAACACGGUGUGUGUCUGCAGGAACGGCACCUUCUGCCCCCCAUACCACCCCUGCGAGAUGUGCCAGAAGUGCCAGCCCAGGUGUCCCGAGGGCCAAGUGGUGCUGAAACACUGCACACCCGACAGUGACCUCCAGUGUGGUCCUGACGUGGACACCUUCCCCUUCUACCUUAAGGUCAUCACUGCAGUGUUUGUUGUGAUAACAGUUGUGAUCAUGCUUGGGAUUGCGCUCUACUGCUGGAAACACCCCUGCAGCUCCUCAGGGGAUGGGACACCCUCGAGCAGGAAGCCGUUUGAAAUGGUGAGCUCUAUGUUUCAGAAGCUGCUGUGGUGCAAGACAGGGAACGUGGGGACAGAGGACAACCAGGCCAACAGGCAGACAGAGAUGCAGCAGCGUCACACGGCACCAGAGAGACAGGAGAUGCUGCCGAGUGGGAGUGAGAGACCCUGGAGGAGCCUGGUUCCAGCCCCAGGGUGUGACCCCAGUGCAGUGCUGCAGCGCUCCUUUUACACCUUCGCUAGGAAGGUGCCCAAAGAAAACUGGAAGAGAUUCGGCCACAACCUGAACCUGGAGGACAAUGACAUCCCCACGGACAAGUCGCACGAUAACUUCUACGACAUGCUGCGCAGGUGGCAGAACAGGGAGGGGACCAAGGCCUCCGUGAACACGCUGCUGGACACCCUGGACCGGAUCAGCCUCGGCGGGGUGGCAGAGAACAUCUCCGGCGUGCUGGUUCAGAGUGGAUUUUUUCAGCAUGAAACGAGCUGAAGGGAGCAGGGCACACGUUGCAGCUGCUUCCUUCAGGCUACAGCUAUGAAAGAAUUCUCAGAACAGCUGGAUUGUAGCUGUUUGUAGCUGUCCUGUGGCUCCUCUACCUUUGAGGCCAUGUUCAGCUGGGCCAGGAGCUGAUCCCCACGUGAAGGACAAACCUCAGGGUCCUCUCUGCUGGAGUUACAGUUCAAUGUUGGUUCUUCCUCGUGGAAUCCAAGCUGGUUUCUUGAUUUCACUGGGUCAGCACCAAGAGUUUCAAAUAAUUUCAAUCUGCCUUGGACCAUCUCUCUUGGAAGCACUGGUACUACCCAGAUUUCUUUGGAAUCUGUGCAGAGAGGGGCUCCCUGUGCUUUUGAACUGGAUCAUCCUUGAAUGACAGGAGACUCUUGGUGUCAUAGAAUGGCUUCUGCUUCUAGAACAUCUCUAAGUAAGCUUCAUUCUGCAUGCUUAGUGGUUCUGCAAGCUCAGCUGGUGUCUCGGGUUAUUUUUUGUGAGCCAAUUGUUUGUUUUUGUUUUUGUUCUACAUGGUUCUGCUUGUUGUUAGGAGCCAAUUUAAAACUGCACUUGGAGGGGACAGGGGGAAUGAUUUGCACUAGGAUCACUGGUGUUGCCUGGGGAAAGGGACAACGCAGGGGCCACCCAGCCCAUCCCCCUGCCAGGAGCAGGGCAUCUCCCACUCCACCAGGUUGCUCCAAGCCCCAUCCAGCCUGACCUUGAAUGUUUGCCAGGAUGGGGCAGCUUAUCUGGGCAGCCUUUCUGCCAGUGUUUACUCACCCUCAUUAUGAAGUAUUUCUUUGUAGUAUCUAAUAUAAUGUGAUCUUCAUUCGGUUUAAAGCCAUUCCCGUGUCCUGGCACUCCAAGCCCUUGUCCAGUCCCUCUCCAGCUCUCCUGGAGCCCCUUUAGGUACUGGAAGGGGCUUGAAGGUGUCCCAGAGCCUUCUCUCCUCCAGGCUGGACAAUCUCAGCUCUCCCAGCCUGGCUCCAGAGGGGUUCCAGCCCUCGGAGCAGCUCCGUGGCCUCCUCUGGAUUUGCUCCAAGGCUUUCACAUCCUUGUGGAGACCCCAGAGCUGCAGGUGGGGUCUCCCCAGAGCUGAGGAGAAGGGAAAAAUCCCCCCUGGCCCAGGUUAGCCCCGAGGCUGUGGGGUGGCUGCUGUCCCUGUGUGCCCCAGUGUAGAGGGGUGAAUGCACUGAGUGUGAGUGUGACCGUGGUACCUCCUGCCCAUCUCAGACCUCAAGCACUGUGCCUCACACAGAGCUCAGGGACAACCUAGCUGUAAAAACAGCUGGGAAAACUCCUGGAUUACUUGAGCUGCCACCCCAGUCCAGCCCAGUCCACCAGGACCUUCCCAGUGUGGUGGGACGGUGCUCAGCACCCUUUCUCCCCCACCCUCCAAUACAACAAGCAGAAAUGUUGUACUUAUUUAUUUAGCAAUUGUAAACAUAACUUUUAAGUUAAUAUAUGCAAUAUAAAAAUAUUGGUAUUUUGUUAUGCAUGGUUGUGUGUUUUUUACAGAGCUCUGGCCCAGCCAGUGUACUUUUCCAGUUUUUUACAUUUCUCUGUUUAUGAAGGUUUAACUUUAAAAAAAAAAAAAAUCCU
This is a messenger RNA of Pyrgilauda ruficollis (rufous-necked snowfinch), 3709 nucleotides long. Its product is annotated as tumor necrosis factor receptor superfamily member 10A-like. The record is from RefSeq and is a predicted model, not a curated record. Gene Ontology annotation, molecular function: protein binding. Gene Ontology annotation, biological process: TRAIL-activated apoptotic signaling pathway; positive regulation of apoptotic process. The transcript has 11 exons. The coding region runs from base 971 to 2110 and encodes 379 amino acids. Gene Ontology annotation, cellular component: cell surface; plasma membrane. Lineage: Eukaryota; Metazoa; Chordata; Aves; Passeriformes; Passeridae.